Molecule: messenger RNA, 1587 nt
Organism: Helianthus annuus (common sunflower)
Lineage: Eukaryota; Viridiplantae; Streptophyta; Magnoliopsida; Asterales; Asteraceae
Product: protein NYNRIN-like
Exons: 2
Coding region: 1-1587 (528 amino acids)
Biological process (GO): DNA integration
Molecular function (GO): nucleic acid binding; RNA-DNA hybrid ribonuclease activity
Source: RefSeq, a predicted model, not a curated record
AUGAAAGAGUGCUUGAUCAAGCUCCCUACUUUAACCGCGCCAUUCGAGAAUGAACCAUUCAUUUUGUACUUGUCAUCUUCAGACAAGGCAAUUGGGUCGGUAUUAUUGGUAGAAAGGGAUGGAGUCCAAACUCUGAUCUACUAUGUUAGUAGGGUGCUCACCGAUCCGAAAACAGGCUAUUCAACUAUGGAGAACUUAGUGCUCGCGCUACUACACGCCUCCAGGAGGUUACGCAGGUAUUUCACUGGGCAUAUCAUCACUGUACUCACUAACUUCCAUAUUAGCACCAUCUUGCAAAAACCAGAGAAAUCAAGCCGUUUGGCGAAGUGGGUAAUUGAACUGGGAGGCCACAACAUUCUGUAUAGGUCGCGCCCAGCUAUCAAAGUCCAAGUAUUAGCAGACUUCAUCACUGAAGUCCCAGAAGACAAGAUCAAGGAAUGUGAAGCAGUAGAUACUCCCAUCAAAGAUACAUUGGAUGAAUUAUGGUUGUUAUUCAUCGAUGGAGCCUCAAAUGAAAACGGCGCAGGAGCUGGUUUGCGCCUCGUCAGUCCAGAAAAGCAUGAGUUCACCAAUGGCAUCAAGUUGGAUUUCAAAAAUACCAACAAUGAGGCAGAAUAUGAAGCAUUUUUGGCAGGCUUGCGCCUGGCCAUCAAGAUGGGGGCACAGAAUUUAAAAGUGCAUGUCAACUCUCUCCUGAUCGCGAGUCAAAUCAAUGGUUUGUAUGAUGCAAAGGGUGAGGUCAUGGCUUUAUACUUAGAACAAGCAAAAGAGCUACUCCAAAAGUUCAAAUCAUACAAGGUUGUUCAUAUCAACCGAUCAGAAAACAAGCCAGCUAACGCGCUAAGCAAGCUUACUUCAACAGCAUUCCAACACCUCGCCAAAGAUGUGAAUGUCAUAGAGAUAGGGCCACCUUCUUGGAUGACCCCUAUCAUUCAAUAUCUUCAAGAGGGGAUCCUCCCAGAAAACAAGGCGGAAGCUAGAAAAAUACAGAACAAGGCGCUGUUUUACGAGAUGAACGGGGGCAUUCUUUACCGGAGAUCUUUUUUGGGACCACUACUACAGUGUGUAGACCCCCAAGAUGCAAGCUAUCUGAUAAGAGAAAUUCAUGAAGGCAUCUGUGGAAUACAUGCGGGCCCGCGCAUGGUUGUUGCAAAGAUAAUGAAUGCAGGUUAUUAUUGGCCAGGGAUGCACGUUGACGCAUUACAUGAGUUACGCAAAUGUGAUGUCUGCCAAAGGCACGCGUCAAAGACCCUGCACCCAAAGAAUGAUCUGAUUCCAGUAUCCACAGCUUGGCCCUUCCAACAGUGGGGGAUUGGCAUGGUGGGACCAUUCCCUGAAGCCCCAGGCGCUGUAAAGUUCAUAAUUGUUGUUGUUGAUUACUUCACUAAGUGGGUGGAGGCAAAGGCCCUUUCUUUAACCUCCGCAAUGAUGGUGCGAAAAUUUAUCUGGGAGCACAUCAUUUGCAGAUUUGGCCUCCCACUCAAGAUCGUGACUGAUAAUGGCACCAAUUUCACCUCUGAAGACCUUCAAAAAUGGAUGAAAGAGCUGAACAUUGAGCACACUUUCUCUUCCGUUGCGCACCCUUAG